Messenger RNA from Myripristis murdjan (pinecone soldierfish), 3687 nucleotides. It is a transcript of the gene zdhhc8b, whose product is annotated as zDHHC palmitoyltransferase 8b. Gene Ontology annotation, biological process: protein palmitoylation. Gene Ontology annotation, molecular function: palmitoyltransferase activity. The record is from RefSeq and is a predicted model, not a curated record. NCBI's taxonomy places the organism in Eukaryota, Metazoa, Chordata, Actinopteri, Holocentriformes, Holocentridae.
GAUCUAUGCGGCUUCAACGAAUGCCCAACAGCGCUGGAAAGAGAUUUAAACCCACCAAAUACAUCCCGGUAUCCACAGCUGCCACACUUCUUGUGGGAUCGACCACUUUAUUCUUCGUUUUCACGUGCCCCUGGUUGACCAAGGCGAUCUCUCCUGCUGUGCCUCUCUACAAUGGCCUGGUGUUCCUCUUCGUCUUGGCCAACUUCAGCAUGGCAACCUUCAUGGACCCCGGAGUCUACCCGAGAGCGGAUGAGGACGAGGACAAGGACGAUGAUUUCCGGGCGCCGCUCUACAAGAACGUGGAGAUCAAGGGCAUCCAGGUCCGGAUGAAGUGGUGCGCCACCUGUCACUUCUACAGGCCGCCUCGCUGCUCACACUGCAGCGUCUGUGACAACUGUGUGGAGGACUUUGACCACCACUGUCCCUGGGUCAACAACUGCAUUGGACGGAGGAACUACCGCUACUUCUUCCUCUUCCUGCUGUCGCUGAGCAUCCACAUGGUGGGCGUUUUCUCCUUCGGCCUCAUCUUCGUCCUCCAUCACCGAGAGAAGCUGGGCGCGUUACACACCACCGUCACCCUGGUGGUGAUGUGCAUAGCUGGGCUUUUCUUUAUUCCAGUCAUGGGACUCACAGGUUUCCAUAUGGUGCUUGUGGCCCGAGGCCGAACCACCAAUGAACAGGUGACGGGCAAGUUUCGCGGAGGAGUAAAUCCCUUCACCAAGGGUUGCUGUGGCAACGUGGAGUAUGUCUUAUGUAGUCCCCUGGCGCCCAGGUACAUGGUGGACCCUAGGAAGAAGCCUCCAGUGAAAAUUCAGCCGCCGUUCAUCAGACCAGACCUCUCAGACAGGCAAAUCACCAUCAAGGUCAGCGAUAAUGGCAUCCAUGGCACCAUCAUCAGCUCCAAGUCCAAAAGCAGCCUGGAUGGCCUGGAUGACAAAGAGACCCAGCCGCCACUGCCACCAAAAGCUGACAGGUACAACCAGCUGAAAAGCCAGCUGACUUCCAGCGAAGAGAGUUCUCUGUCUGGUAAGACCCACCCAUCUACCCCAGCCAUGUACAAGUUCAGGCCAUCUUUUGGCACGAUGCCUAAAGUCCACUACCAUCCUGCUGGCGAGAAGAUUGUGAUGCCAGAUGACCUGAAGACGUCAGCCAUUUUGGAAGAAGGUGUCCGUGGACAUGACUACCGCUCUGAGCCCAACCUGGACCUGCCUGAGUACGGCAAUGCACCCCUCCACCGCACCUUCCAGUCUUCACCCCUGCAGCUGGACUCUUACCCCAUCAACUCCCGCUCGCUCAGCUUGAAGCAGGGUCACCGGCGUGCAGAGAAGGGCCAGCUCCCAGCCCUGCAGCCCGAGACAGUCACCUCCACCCCCUACAAGAGUGUGUUCUCUCCCAACACACUGUCCAACCGUAAUGGUAGCCUGUCCUAUGACAGCCUGCUCAACCCCAACAUCUCCCCAGCCACUGCCAGUGAGUGCAUGGCCCACCCUGGUAUGCCCUCAAUGGGGUUCCACUCACCCUAUCUGCCCACCAAAAUGUGCCACAUCCGGGGACCCGAACUGCAGAGGCAGCAGGCCCCACCCACCUACAGUCCAGGAUUGCCAGCCAGGGGGUUGGGCAGGCUGUCACCCUCAUCUAGGGAUAGGGACCCAUCCCCAGUGCGCUAUGACAACCUCUCCCAGACCAUCAUGGCUUCCAUCCAGGAGCGAAAGGAGAUGGAGGAAAGGGAGAAGCUGCAGAUGCUACACGGGCGAUCCCACAGCCAGGCCUACGUUCAGGACUCUGGUAUGUUUGACAGCCCAGGGGGCUAUGGCCUGCCCCACAAUGCUUGCUACCCAGACGGGCCCCGCGGCCCCAGCUCCAGGGGCCCGACACCCCCGGCAUGUGCAGGCUCCAGGGACAACCUGAUGGGGGCUGGAGUGGUGGGCUAUGGCCAGCGGACCCCUGUGUUGCGCCAUGCCGGCACCACACUGGGUCGAGCCCCGAGGACUUCUUCCAGCUCCCUUCACACAGAUCACAGUAGCACCAACAGCAGCCAGAGCAGGGCCGCUGGAUCCGAGCCCCCCUAUCGCUCCCCAGCCCACCAGCCCCACCACUCCCCUGCCAUGCCCCGCUCCCCCUCCUACAACCAUCAGAAACUCUCCUUCAUCAGUGCCCUUGAGAGGACAGACUCACCUCGCCUGGGAGGCCCAAGAGAGGCCAUGAUGCAGAGUAAAGUUAAUGGACAGAUGGACUGCCACCCCAGUGCCCAGGGGACCCCCCUCAGCCCCAGUCGCCACAGUAACGUCAAAAAGGUGACAGGGGUAGGAGGAACCACCUAUGAGAUAUCGGUGUGAGCAGGGAUGCCGCAGCCACCUCCAACGGUGACAACCACCACCUCCCUGCUGCAAGAGAUUCUCUCCUCGCUAUUACUUUUGUCCAGAGUUUGGCCAAUCAGGGGCACAUAGCACUUCCUGCUUUGGAGUUAUUGUCCAAUCAGAGGACCUCCAUGCUCUUUUGUGGGUCUGUCUAGCCAAUUGCCUGUGUGCGUUUGUACUGGAGGGUUGGGGUGUCAGUUGACAACUGCUGAGGGCUGUACGUGUGUGGAGUGUUUUGUUGUUACAUUUUGUGGCUUGUCGUGUUUGAUCAUGACAGUGGACCGUCCAAAACAGCGCAUCAAUGUUAUUACCGUUGUGUCUAAGUUGUGGUCAUGAAGCCCAUAUUGUUCCAAAUGUCACACAACACACAAACGUUGCUCCAACAAGCACUGAAAGCCGAACUAAAACACUACAGAUGAAUUUACACAUUGACAUCUUCACAUAGGACCUCUGUGAGAAGACUAAAUAAUGUCCUUUUCCAAGUGAACUGGCCUCAAGAGGUCAAGGUGCUUCACAUAAACAUGUACUGUUCAUGUCCUCUUCAGCAUAUUUUAUCUUCUGAGAGGCGAUGGCAGACAGAUCAGUGUUAGGUCAGUACCAACUGAAUGUGCGGGCAGCACCAACAUUAGUGAGGCGUGAGACCGGGAAUGGAUAUGAGGAGGGAAAGUCAUUAUGUCGGCCUCUGGUGGCUGCAUUCAAAAUUCAUUGAGAAAGGCUUGACCCUUCCAUAAGAAAUUAGAGGAAAUUAGAGUACCCUGAAUUAAACAUAACAGGGAUUCCGAUCUUUAUUGGUUGCAGGCUACUCAAGAAAAAAGUGAGUUUUGCUGUUUUUUUAAUUGCAGUGAGCUUUAUUGUAGGUUAAAGAUGACAAAUUUAUCUGGCAAAAUUAAUGUACUUAUUCAAAAUGCAUGGUUUUGCCUGUCAAAAUGAAUGGGGAUUUUCUCAGGAAUGAAUGUAACCAGUAGGGGUUAGUUGUCACUUUCCAUCCCCAUGAGCAGAGAUGGUAUUAAUUCAUAGAUCCUGAAUGUCUCUACUUCUGCAUUCAUCCCAGUGGAGGAUGACUCUUUAGGGCUUUACAAGAGUACAUUUCAACCCCUUUAUUCUCAUCAACAGGGUGUAGUACUUUGUCAUGAGCUUCUGUUCAUUUCGCUGAGCUAAAUUCUUCGGUUUUGUCUCGCCGAUUUCAGCAUAACCCGCACAAGCGCUGAGCAGAUCUGUUUGUGUUCUGAAAGCUCCGAAUACCUCAUCCAAACACACAGUUCAGAACGAGUCCAGCCUCGCACAGCCGAAACGCAGUUUUUCUGUUGUGACUUCAUGUUUUGUAAAACAA